This is a messenger RNA of Didymosphaeria variabile, 780 nucleotides long. RefSeq lists its product as uncharacterized. The coding region runs from base 1 to 780 and encodes 259 amino acids. Lineage: Eukaryota; Fungi; Ascomycota; Dothideomycetes; Pleosporales; Didymosphaeriaceae. The transcript has a single exon. The record is from RefSeq and is a predicted model, not a curated record.
AUGGCAUCCAAGUCUUCACCCGCCAUUACCCUUUACCGCGGCUGGAACACACCGAAUCAAUACGUCUGGUCUCCCUUCGUCACGAAGGUCGAGUUCCGCCUGCGCACUUCCAACAUGUCCUACACCUGCGGCGUAGGAGGGCCGCGCUCCGGGCCCAGAGGAAAGAUUCCCUACCUGGAAAUCACACGUCCUGGGUCCGCUUCUGAACUCCUCUCCGACUCCACACUCAUUCUGAAGACCUUGUGCGAGCGCGCUAUUGUAAGAGACGUCAAUGCAGGUUUGGAAGGGAUAAAGACAGGCCAGGAUCUCGCCGUACGAGCCCUACUAGAGGAUAGAUUGUACUUCCUCCAAGGGCGCGAACGCUGGGUGCAGAACUACUACACCAUGCGCGACCACGCGCUGUGGUCAAUCCCCUAUCCCAUGCGUGUCCUCAUCGGCCUGCUCGCCUUCCGCGCCAACGUCAACAAAUUCUACGAGCAAGGCGCCGGCCGUUUCUCUGACGCCGAGACGCGCGCCCUGAUCAAGGAUGUGUGGGCUGGGGUGAGCGGUUUGCUGGAGGAAAGUAGGAGGAAGGCGCAUGGUGGGGAGUGCUUCUGGGUGCUGGGAGGGAAGGAGCCGACGGAGGCGGACGCGACGGUGUUUGGGUUUGUGGUCAGUAAUCUUGUGUGCGAUGCGGCGCCGGAGACGAGGGGAUUGUUGAAGGAGGACUUUGGGGUGUGCGUGGAGUAUGCGGAGAGGGUGCAUAGAGCGUGGUUUCCGGAUUAUGAGAUGUGGAGGUGA